CGCCUCUUCCGUGACGUCAUCGCCGUGCGCGGAGGCAGGGGCAGCGUCGGUGCGGAGGAAGGAGGAGGAUGCUGAGCCGGCUGCAGGAGCUGCGCAAGGAGGAAGAGACGCUGCUGAGGGUCAAGGCGGCGCUCCACGACCAGCUCAACCGGCUCAAGGUGGAAGAGUUGGCCCUCCAGUCCAUGAUCAAGGAAAGCGAAGGGAACAUGUCUGUCUCAUCCACCGCAGCAAUGGAGGAAGAAGACCAAAACAUGGACAACGAAGCAGCGAUCAAUCAGACCAAACUGCAGCUACAGAUAUGCAUCAGUGAAGAGGAGGAGGAGGAGGAAGAGGAGGAGGAGGAAUCGGAUUCUUAAAGUGGGACUGUGUUUAAUAAUCCCAGACUCAGGAACAACCUCCUGUCCACCUUUCAAGAUUUUUGCCUGGUGCUACCGAGUCCAAACUACCCUUGGAAAUGAGGCUGGGUUUCCGUAAGACUUCUGGAGGCGGCAAUAAACUGCGGGUAUGAGCGGGGGCCAUUGGGAGAACGUGUUGUGGAUUCAAAACCAAUGUAGCAUGAUUCCUUUUAAAACACACACACACACACACACCCUUGUUUUGAGCCAAGUAGCAUUUGGGAGAUGCAACACACUACUCUCAAAAGCAAUAAUCGAGUCUUGAAACAUCAUCCGCUGUUGCUAAGGGCAAACAGCACAAAUAUAUGAAGCGAAAGGAAAACAAAAAGUGGUUUUUGGGGGGACUCUUUGCACGUAGCCCUUGGGUGCAUUUUGCUGGGGCAUAAACAAAACCCACGAGAGAUGCUUAAAUUCUAAGCAUCUCCCCCCCCCCCCAAUUGUGUGAAACUUUAAAACGCUUCCAUGGAUUUACUGCGGGUAAUAUUGGGAAACAUCUGAAAUUUGUGUAGCAUUUCCCAUCCGAAGGUGUUACUUGGAAGGUCGCUCCUUUCCAGCCACUGUCAGAGGAUUGUAUGGCUCUUUAGCUUUGCUAAAUACAAACAAAAAAUUACUGAUCUUCCCUAAAAUGAGGGGCCUUUCGUCAUGAAUGAGGAUGGCCAACUAUUCCUCCCUACCUGUAGUUUGGUCACUGGAAAGGAGGCCCUGCUGCAAACCAGUAAUGCAGCAAGGACCAGAAUGAACCCCUCUGCCUUGAAGGUAGCCUGGGAAGUCCUUGCGGUGGCUACCUGCCCCAGUAGUCCCUAUAUUUUCCUUUACAGCACUUCUCCAUCCGUAUCUCUGGAGAUGAAGUGGCCAAACAGCAGCCCUGCAGCUGUGGCUUCCCUUAAAGGAUGCUGGGAGUUGAGGUUUAGCUGCAUCUGAAUGGCUGCACUUUGACCAUCUCUGGCCACAGUAGCUCCUUUGCAGUGACCAAUGCCAACAACCUGUUUUUUUCUCUCCAUGAAGGGAGUGAAGUUAGUCACAUUCCUGCCUGUUUUCAUGUUCUGGCUGUGUUUGUUUUCCCUUUGCUCUGGGUGUAACAGAAUUAAAGCAGCUCAACACUUUAACUUCCAUGACUCAGUGCUACAGAAUGCUGGGGUUUGUAGUUUGAUGUGGUCUUCAGCCUGGUCUGUCAAGAGAGCCUCACCAAACUACACAUCCCAGGAUCCUUAAUCAUGACACUUAAUCACACUGCUUUAAUUCUUCAGUGCAGCUGCGCCUUUUGUUUCUCUUUCCCCUUGAUUAUGAGCAUUAGAAUAGGACUAGAGAGAAAGGGGACUUAUUGGCAUUAGAGGUUUGCCUGGGGAAAAGGACAGACCUGUUUCAAAAGCCAUGGUCAGAAUUGGUGAUAGUGGGGGAAAUCGCUUUUGUGGAGUAUGGCUGCCAGAAUCAUCCAGUGGCCAUUCUGACAAAGGGAUUUUGGGAACGAGUUAGUUUCCCCCAAGUCUGGAUUGCAAUCAAGGAUCAGCUCCAAGCUUAAAUGAACAUUGGGGCCCAAGUGAAGUCAACAAAGGUGUCCCCUUCUGACUUGAAGGUGGAAGGAAUGAGUAUAGUAUCGGGUGAGAAAUAGCUCUAAUAGGGAAUGCACAGCCUCUCCCGCCUCUAAAAAUGCCCCCAGCGUUGUCUUAAUAACAGCCAGUAGCAGUUAAUCUUUUUCUUUUAAUCAAUUCCCCAAAGUAACACCACGACAUAUUUAUUAGUGUAGGAUGAAAUGGCUGAACAUCUGACAGAAUAAAAUGAUUAAAAGGAUUUUUCAAACA
Sceloporus undulatus (fence lizard) is the source of this 2194-nucleotide messenger RNA. It is a transcript of the gene SNAPC5, whose product is annotated as small nuclear RNA activating complex polypeptide 5. Gene Ontology annotation, cellular component: nucleus. The transcript is spliced from 3 exons. Lineage: Eukaryota; Metazoa; Chordata; Lepidosauria; Squamata; Phrynosomatidae. Bases 69 to 356 code for a protein of 95 amino acids. The record is from RefSeq and is a predicted model, not a curated record. Gene Ontology annotation, biological process: transcription initiation at RNA polymerase III promoter; transcription by RNA polymerase II.